CACUUUGUGAAAAGCAUUGGGACUAUUUAACCAAUGAGCACAAAGAUGAAAGCUGGAGGGCUGUUUGCCCUAUUAUAAUUUAACAAAUUGAUUGAAAGAAGGGACCACCUUUGAUCCCUUGAAGUGGAUUAAGUUUGAAACAAUUAACUUUGACUGAAAGGUAGCCUUUCAUCUCUUGGCUACACCUUUUUAUUACUUUUCCAGAGGUUUCUUUCGAAAUUUCUAGGGUAUCAGUUUCAUUCAAAUCUGUAACAACUAUUUAGUGUUCUUAACGAGAAAUGGAAGAGAAAGGGCUAUUUUACAAUCCAUCCCAUCUACUGUACAAUUUCGCACAUCAAAAGAGGUAGUUGUUUCCAAUUUUCUAUUGUAAAUAACAGGGAAAUAUAAUAUUACUAAGAUACUUGAGUAAUGUUUUGUAUUACUUUUUAAGUGCUUCCUUUUUUUUCCAUGUCAGUCAACAUUGAUUGUAUACCAUGAUCAUUUCAGUAGUAGAUAUAGAAAUGGGUUGUACAUUGAUGUGAUAAUUUUUUUGUAGGAAAUGAGAAAGGUUAGAUAUCGCUGUAGACUCAAUAUCAAAUGUCAUUAUCAUAAUUUUUUGUCAAGGUUUUUAGACUUGAGUGUAUUCAGUGUUGUGAUACUAAGAGUUAGUGGUACUGAGUAUACAUCCAAUAUAGGUAAGUGGAGGGUGCAUAACAGGUGGUCUUUUAUUGAAAUAUUUGGGCAGGUUUUGGGUUUUCCAGGAGUUUCAUGGAAAAAAGACUUUGUUCUUUGUAUGUGAGAUAAAGACCUGAAUUCAGUGCUGUAUAGGAGUACAUUUAUCUGAGACAACUGCCCUAAAUGCACCAUCAUUUAAACAUAAAAAGACCCUUGGAUUGGCUCUUAAUAGUUCAGGAAGAUGAUUUAAUGUCUGCGUUCCUGUAUGCCAGUGGUAAUGUCUGGGCAAGUUCACAGCUUAAUGUAUCUCUGGUGCAUUUAUGACAACUGUAAUUGGCUCAGCGGCAACAAGUCCUGUUCAAAGCGUCCAAGCAUAAAUGCCCCCAUUUUAUCUUCUGCUCUACCUUGUCAGUAGUGUUUUAUUGCGAUCUUUAUCUGAGCUGGUAAAUCAAAUGUGAAUGGGAUUGAUCAUACAAUGAAAGAAAGGAUAUAAAGAAUACAUAUAGUCACAGGGAGAUAUAACACAGUAAACAUCAGCGUGCAAAACUCAAACUGAAUUGUCAGCUAUGAGAUUGAAGCACUCCCACUCCUACUCUAAAUUUGUUUGGAUUGAUCUUGACUUUGGAGGUUAAGUCUUUUAAAGAUUCCAUACCAAGUGGAACUUGUUUUGAUGCAAGUAGACUGCAGGCUGAGUGAGAAGAGUGAGGUUAGCCACAUAUUAUUCUUGGUGAUGGGCUUGAAAGUCGGUGGGCAGGCUGGGAAAUUGUGAGCAUACUACAGAUGAUAAGAAGAAUGUGAUGCUAUUGUUCCCUCAAACCUGUUGUACAUGAACAUAUAUACUCCAAUGAGGAAAGGCACAUAGCGGUUUUCUACAACAGUGGAAGACCUUGGGAUCUGAAAAACAGGACAUUUAGAAGCGAAUCAGAACUUAUUUUGCUUAUAUUGUCCAGUCUUACCAAGAUGUGUUAUGUAAUAAUUACAGUUCGUUCUCUGUUAUGGACACUACUGACCCUAGUGGCCACCAUGGCAGUGGUGUCCUCCCUCAUCUCCCCAUACUGGAUCAUGGGGACACAGACUGUAGUGGACAUUAAACCAGUGACCAAUGACUCCUCUGUCAGCACAAGUAAAGAAACAUUCCAGUCAUCAAUAGGGAUAUACACACGCUGCACAAAGCUUCAUUUGGUGGGGAGAUAUGUGGACAAUUGUGCUUCAUUUAUUGAAGGUGCAGGAUUUGAUAUGGAUUCAGAACAGUUUUCUCAUUUCUGGAAAGCCUGUCUCUUUAUGUAUGGUGUGGGGCUGGCUUUGCUGACCUUUACAGUGAUUACAGCUGUACUAAGUCUCUGUGUGAGGGCAAUCUGUAAGAAGAGUAUUUUCACUGUCUCUGGACUUAUACAGAGUAUUGCAGGCUUGUUUUUGAUAGUGGCCAUACUCCUGUAUCCCGCUGGUUGGGGGUCCACAAGGGUACGCAGGGAGUGUGGAGACACUGCAGCACCCUUUGAACUGGGAGAUUGUUCAUUAGGCUGGUCAUUUUACUGUUGCAUUGGAGGGACCAUACUAGUGUUCAUCUGCUCAGUUCUGUCCAUUCAAGCAGAGAGGGCCACAUCUAGCGAUAAAGUGGAGGCAGAAAUUCUGGAUGGAAAAUACUUGGUGUGUGUGUUAUGACCUGAUACUGAAGCUGAUAUUCAGACACAUUAAUACUCAUAGAGUUAUUUCUUGAUACCAAGGUAGAAAUGGAUUUUCGCUCUGUAAAGGACCAAUUCGCUGAGAACUCUUCAACAAGGUCUUGAGAUCAAGAUAAGCCAUUAGGAUGGGCUACACUUACUGUACUUGAUUCUUUAAAACAGCCCCAGAGCUCUUUAAUCCCAAAAAAGGCUGUAUAAACUAAAUAGGUGCCUGGACAUAGAGAUAAAUUAAGGGAGAAGUUUGUGAUGUUACUUGACGCAUUAAGACAAAGCAGACGAUGUUAUGUAUUAUCACAGAAGAAACUGGGAAGGUAAAUAAACCAGUUUCCUUCAGAAAUUUUAGAUAGUGAAAGAUUUUUCCAUGUGGCAGAGUUGGUUUGACUGAAAAACAGGCUUACAAUUAAAAAUACCACUUUCUCAUUAUUAUUAUUAUAUAUUUAUUUUCUGUUGUCAUUUUCAACAUUUAAAUGUCUCUAAAAUUAUUUGUACUAGAUGUUGUGACAUAUGUCUGUUAUACCUCCAUAUGAUAUGCCACAGUGCAUUUUUCUAUAAAUCAACACAAAAUAUAUGUGUAGCUUUUGAUUGAAUGACUUUGCCAUCAGGUCUUAUUUCUUCAGCUUCCAUUUGUAAUUAAGAAAUUUUAUAUAAAAUAUAUAAUUUCACCUGUACGAAAAGGAUACAAGGUAUAGAAUUACCACCUCAAUUGUUCAAGAAUGGAAGCAGUUAAAGAUAUUAUUGAAGGAACAAUAUAUGUUGGAGAGAACUUGGACAAAGAUUAUAAAAGUAGCCAUGAUGGCUGCUGACAUUUAAGUUGUUGGUUUGUUUCUAUGGAGUAGAUUUCACUAAAAGUUUGUGAUGAAUUAGGUGCUAGCAUCCAGUCAAUCACCUCUGCCCCUGUGACAUUCAGAUGAUGUCUGUAUUUCUUAUGACAUAGCUGAUGAAAAAAUGUACUUGUCAUGGUGUUUUGCGUUUCAUGUACUUCUUUAUUAUUAUUAUAUUAUAUGAUAAUGAUGAUUGCCAAUUGUUUUGCGUACCAUUUUAACAACAAACAUAUGAUUUAUUUAAACUGAUAAUGAGCAAAAUGAAUCACUGGAAUUUCAAGUUGAUUCCGAAGUUUAUUUGUUUUAAUCGUAGAUUCCUGUAUUUUUGCUCUCGGUUGUUAAGGCAAUAUUAUAACAAUGCUGUCUUGAUGUAUAAACAUGUCCCAUAAAGUUGACAAUGACAGGAAUUUCCAGGAAUCUCCAAUGACUUUUAUACACAGUAACAAUAAUAGCUGUAGGUUAUUUUUUUCUGCAGAAUCAUGAUACAUGUAAUUAUGAAAUAACUAUCUGACUCAUGAUGAAUUAUGACAGAGAUAUUCAAGGGUUUUAACCAAUCCAGAUGAAACUAGAUGGCUUAAAUAAAUAAUUUGAUUUUUCAUAUUGAUAAACAUUUUAAAAGUCAAACAUCUUUUAAGCAUCAUACUCAAGAGGCUGACUGACUUUAAUGGGGUGUGACUAAAGUAAAUUAGCAUGUUCAUAUUUUUGUAUGUGUAUUUAUAUAUGUUAUAAACUAUGUGGUGUUUUUCCA
This is a messenger RNA of Lingula anatina, 3905 nucleotides long. Its product is annotated as LHFPL tetraspan subfamily member 2 protein. Lineage: Eukaryota; Metazoa; Brachiopoda; Lingulata; Lingulida; Lingulidae. Gene Ontology annotation, cellular component: membrane. The record is from RefSeq and is a predicted model, not a curated record.